Nelumbo nucifera (sacred lotus) is the source of this 447-nucleotide messenger RNA. The record is from RefSeq and is a predicted model, not a curated record. Lineage: Eukaryota; Viridiplantae; Streptophyta; Magnoliopsida; Proteales; Nelumbonaceae.
AUGGGAUUUAAAGCUACAAAAUCCAAUUCCUCUCUUUUCAUUUUUCCUACUAACAACAUCUCCUUGUAUGCUCUUAUCUAUGUGGAUGAUUUACUAGUCACAAGAAACAAUGUGAUGCUAUUUCUCACUUCAUCUCACAACUUGCCACCAUCUUUGCCAUCAAAAACCUUGGCACUCUUCACUAUUUUUUGGGCAUUGAAGUUGAAUUCACUUCUACAGGACUUCAGCUUUCAUAGCAAAAGUAUACUUCAGAUGUUUUGCAUCCUUGCAAGAUGGAAGGAUGCAAACCAGUCUCCACUCCCAUACCGUCAAACUUCUCUAUCUCUCUUUGAGUAUGACAGUACUCCUCUUGAAGAUCCCACUAGAUAUUGUAGCAUUGUUGGUUCUCUCCAAUAUGCUACCACUACUAGACCAAAUAAUGCUUUUAGUGUUAACAAGGACUUCUAG